CUCAGGCCGUCAGUGUAGAUCGGCUCGCCAUGGCGGAAGGACGCAGAGACCCGCCGCUCCAUCCUCUCCUCUCCCUGCCACCGGCUAGCAAACGACCGUGCCUGCGCCCCGCUCCCCGGGGUCCCGGCCCCGGGCCCGGCCACGGCAGCGGGCUAUCCGCGUCCCGGCACCGCUCCCCGGAGUCCCUGCUGGACUGCGCGGCGAAGGCGGUGGCGGAGAAGUGGGCCUUCGAGAGGGUCGAGGAGCGCUUCGAACGGAUCCCGGAGCCCGUGCAGCGCCGCAUCGUCUACUGGUCUUUCCCCCGCAACGAGAAGGAGAUAUGCAUGUACUCGUCCUUUCAGUGCCGAGUAGCCGGCGAGGAGAGUCCGGCUGCGGCUACCGCCACGAGCGGGUCGGGGGGUGCCGGCUCCGGAGCCCCGACCGCCGCCAGCACCGCUGCUACGACGACGACGGCGGCGGCGGUGGGGACGAGCGGAGCGGUGGGAACCGGAGACGCGCUGCCUUUCCGCCGCGGGAUCAAGUUACUGGAGACCGGCUGCGUGGAGAACGUGUUACAAGUCGGUUUUCACCUGAGCGGCACCGUCACUGAGGCCGCCUCCCCCUCCGAGCCGGAGGUCACCCACAAGGUGGCCAUCAGCUUCGACCGCUGCAAGAUAACCUCCGUCACCUGCGGCUGUGGCAACCGCGACAUCUUCUACUGCGCCCACGUGGUGGCGCUGUCGCUCUACAGGAUCCGCAAACCUGAACAGGUGAAGCUCCGCCUUCCCAUCUCCGAGACCCUGUUCCAGAUGAACCGGGACCAGCUGCAGAAACUGGUCCAGUACCUGAUCACAGCCCACCACACGGAGGUCCUGCCUACGGCUCAGAAGCUGGCAGACGAGAUCCUCUCAUCCAACUCUGAGAUCAACCAGGUUCAUGGUGCUCCAGACCCCACCGCCGGCGCCAGCAUCGACGACGACAACUGCUGGCACCUGGACGAGGACCAAGUCCGGGAGCAGGUCAAGCAGUUUCUGUCCCAGGGAGGAUACUACGGCUCCGGCAAGCAGCUCAACUCCAUGUUCGCUAAGGUGCGUGAGAUGCUCCGGAUGCGAGACUCCAACGGCGCCCGGAUGCUGACUCUGAUUACGGAGCAGUUCAUGGCGGAUCCCCGACUGUCGCUAUGGAGACAGCAAGGCACAGGCAUGACGGACAAAUGCCGGCAGCUUUGGGACGAGCUGGGUGCAUUGUGGGUGUGCGUGGUGCUGAACCCGCACUGCAAGGGCGAGGAGAAGAGCGUGUGGGUGAAGCAGCUGAAGAGGUGGAGCGACAUGGACGUCUGCCCGCUGGAGGACGGCAACUACGGCAGCGAGCUCCCCAACAUCACCAACGCUCUACCGCAGAGCCACCUGGCCCAGGACUCCCUGUCCAGGCCCAGGAGGACCGUGUUCAGCCGGGCCGUGGAGGCCUGCAGCCUGCACUGGCAGGGCAGCCACCUGCAGAGGAUCAUCAGCAGCGACUACUACAUGUCCGCCUCCUACCACCGGGACCAGGACCGCCUGCUCUUCAACCCCCAGGGCCUGCCCCUCUGGCUGGACCACGUCCCCACCGCCUGCGCCCGGGUGGACGCCCUGCGUUCCCACGGUUACUCCCGGGAAGCCCUGCGGCUGGCGGUGGCCAUCAUCAACACGCUGCGUCUCCUGCAGCAGCGAGAGAUGGACAUCUACAAGCACCAAAAGAAAGAGCUGCUCCAGCGGGGUUUGACCACCACCACCAACCUGGAGGGCUGGGUGGGACACCCCCUGGACCCCAUCGGCUGCCUCUUUGCCACCCUGACGGAAACGUGCCGCGUGGACGACGACAGCACCAUGGACACCGGAGACGGUGAGGCCAGAAGUCCAGUCUACCAGCAUGUUCCAGUCUGGGGGAGUCCUGAUGGACUGGAGUCUUACCUGACCCUGGCCCUGGAGGUCACUCUGAUGGGGAUGGGCCAACAGAGGAUCAUGCCAGAGGGUCUUUACGCCCAGGACAAGGUUUGUCGCAACGAGGAGCAAAUAGUGUCAAAGCUGCAGGAGCUAGAACUGGACGAGCUGCUGGUGCAGACCCUGAGGAAGCAGGCCCUCCAACUUCUAGAAGCGGGACCCUUCAGUGGCCUGGGGGAGGUGGUCCACCGAGAGAGUGUCCCCAUGCACACCUUCGCCAAGUACCUGUUCUCGGCUCUGCUGCCGCAUGACACCGACCUGGCCUACAAGCUGGCUCUGCGCGCCAUGAGGCUGCCGGUCCUGGAGUCGUCGGUGGGCUCAGGGGACGCGGGCCACGCCCACCACGCCAUCUCCAUAGUUCCCAGUCGCUACCCCCGCUGGUUCACUCUGGGACACCUGGAGUCCCAGCAGUGCGAGCUAGCAUCCACCAUGCUAACCGCGGCUAAAGGAGACAUGCUGAGACUGAGGACGGUGCUGGAGGCCAUCCAGAAGAACAUCCACUCCUCCUCCCUCAUCUACAAGCUGGCCCAGGACGCCUUCAAGAUAGCAACACCCGCAGACAGUCCCGCUGACAUCACCCUGCUCAAUGUGGCCCUGGAGCUGGGCCUGCAGGUGAUGAGGAUGACAUUGUCCACUCUGAACUGGAGGAGGAGAGAGAUGGUCCGCUGGUUGGUCACCUGUGCCACUGAAGUCGGUCUCCGGGCGCUGGUGAGCAUCCUGCAGGGCUGGUACACGCUCUUCACGCCCACCGAGGCCACCAGCAUCGUGGCGGCCACCGUCAUGUCCCACAACACCAUCCUGCGCCUCAGCCUGGACUACCCCCAGCGGGAGGAGCUGGCCAGCUGCGCCCGGACGCUGGCGCUGCAAUGCGCAAUGAAGGACCCGCAGAACUGCGCCCUGUCGGCGCUCACGCUCUGCGAGAAGGACCACAUCGCCUUCGAGACGGCCUACCAGAUCGUGAUCGACGCCGCGUCCACCGGCAUGACGUACUCGCAGCUCUUCACCAUCGCCCGCUACAUGGAGCACCGGGGCUACCCGCUGCGUUCCUUCAAGCUGGCCUCCCUGGCCAUGACCCACCUGAACCUGGCCUACAACCAGGACACGCACCCGGCCAUCAACGACGUCCUGUGGGCCUGCGCGCUCAGCCACUCCCUGGGCAAGAACGAGCUGGCCGCCAUCAUCCCCCUGGUGGUGAAGAGCGUCCACUGCGCCACGGUCUUGUCGGACAUCCUGCGCCGGUGCACCAUGACGGCGCCGGGGCUGGCCGGCAUCCCCGGCCGGCGCAACUCCGGCAAGCUGAUGUCGACGGACAAGGCGCCGCUCCGGCAGCUGCUGGACGCCACCAUCUCGGCGUACAUCAACACCACGCACUCUCGGCUGACCCACAUCAGUCCCAGGCACUACGGCGAGUUCAUCGAGUUCCUCAGCAAAGCCCGGGAGACUUUCCUGCUGGCCCAGGACGGCCACAUCCAGUUCGCCCAGUUCAUAGACAACCUGAAGCAGAUCUACAAGGGCAAGAAGAAACUCAUGAUGCUGGUCCGGGAGCGCUUCGGUUGACCCGGGACCACUUUCAGGAAGUGGCUCCGCGCUAUUCAAGACUUUUUUUCUUUCUACUUCUUCAGUUGAGCCAUUUUGUUUGGGUUUUGAAUGUGAACCAGGAAGCUCCGGAUGUCCAAGAUCCCUCCGAGCAACGAAUGUCACGUGAGGGGGGAAAAACUCACCAGGAGAUUGUGAAAACUAGCUUUUGUGUGGCAGGCAAUAGGAAAAACCGCAGAGUCCAAAAAAAGACGGACGUGUGCCUGGGUCCGACUGUACUUGUCAGCUUUAGGGCCUCUCGGUUCAUUCAGGGCAACACAAGACCCGACCGAGCACGUGCGUUGACAAAGUCCAAAGAUCAGACCAGCUCCGGAGGCCAGUUUUGGGGGGAGAUUGACCAUUACCUCACCGUUCAGGUCUGGGAGUUGCUCGGAGUCCUGCGUGGUCCUUGUCAGCAACCGUCAGUGGCGUCAGCUCUUUCCAUAGCCAGACUUCCUCUUUCACAUUCCUAAAUAAAGUCCUUUGGUUGCUGGGUCACACCUCCUGAAAUGUAAGCCACAGUCCACACACACGGACUAGGACCGAGCAGCUGAGCCACUAGGGCGAGGGGGUCCACACACACGGACUAAAACAGAGCGUCUUAGGUACUAGGGCGGGAAGGUGUCCACACACACAGACUAGGACCGAGCUUCUGAGUCACUAAGGCAGGGGUGUCCAAACACAGACAGACUAGGACCAAGCAUCUGAGCCACUAGGGCGGGGAUCCGCACACACGGACUAGGACUGAGCAUCUGAGCCACUAGGGCAGGGGUGUCCGCACACACACGGACUAGGACCGAGCGUCCAAGCCACUAGGGCGGUGGUGUCCACACACACACGGACUAGGACCAAGCAUCCGAGCCACUAGGGCGGUGGUGUGCGCACACACACGGACUAGGACCGAGUGUCCGAGCCACUAGGGCGAGGUGUCCGCACACACAUGGACUAGGACCAAGCACCUGAGCCACUAGGGCGGUGGUGUCCGCACACUCACGGACUAGGACCGAGUGUCCGAGCCACUAGGGCGGUGGUGUCCACACACACACCGACUAGGACUGAGCAUCCGAGCCACUAGAGCGGGGGUGUCCACACACACGGACUAGAACCGAGCGUUUAAACCACUAGGGAGGGAAGGUGUCUACACACACGGACUAGGACCGAGCUUCUGAGCCACUAGGGCGGGGGAGUCCAUACACACGGACUAGGACCGAGCGUCUAAACCACUAGGGAGUGAAGGUGUCUACACACAAGGACUAGGACCAAUCAUCUGAGCCACUAGGGCGGGGAUCCGCACACACGGACUAGGACCGAGCGUCCGAGCCACUAGGGCGGUGGUAUCCACAUACGCACGGACUAGGACCAAGCAUCCGAGCCACUAGGGCGAGGUGUCCGCACACACACGGACUAAGACCGAGUGUCCGUUCCACUAGGGGGAAAGUGUCCGCACACACACAGACUAGGACCAGGUAUCUGAGCCACUAGGGCGGGUGUGUCCACACACACACGGACUAGGACCAAGCAUCCGAGCCACUAGGGCAAGGUGUCCGCACACACACGAACUAGGACCAAGCAUCCGAGCCACUAGGGCAAGGUGUCCGCACACACACGGACUAAGACCGAGUGUCCGUUCCACUAGAGGGAGAGUGUCCGCACACACACGGACUAGGACCGAGUGUCCGAGCCACUAGGGCGAGGGGGUCCGCACACACACGGACUAGGACCAAGCAUCUGAGCCACUAGGGCGGGGGUGUCUGCACACACACGGACUAAGACCGAGUGUCCGUUCCACUAGGGCAGGGGUGUCCACAUACACACGGACUAGGAACGAGCGUCCGAGCCACUAGGGCGGGGGAUCCGCAUACACACGGACUAAGACCGAGUGUCCGUCCCACUAGGGCGAGGGGAUCCGCACACACACGGACUAAGACUGAGUGUCCGUUCCACUAGGGGGAGCGUGUCCGCACACACACGGACUAGGACCAAGUGUUCGAGCAACUAGGGCGGGGGUGUCCACACACACACGGACUAGGACCAAGUGUUCGAGCAACUAGGGCGGGGGUGUCCACACACACACGGACUAGGACCAAGCAUCCGAGCCACUAGGGCGGGGGUGUCCACACACACACGGACUAGGACCAAGUGUUCGAGCAACUAGGGCGGGGGUGUCCACACACACACGGACUAGGACCAAGCAUCUGAGCCACUAGGGCGGGGGAUCCGCACACAUGAACUAAGACCGAGCCACUAGGGCGGGGGUGUCCGCACACACACACGGACUAGAACCAACCGUCCGAGCCACUAGGGCGGGGGUGUCCACACACACACGGACUAGAACCAAGCGUCCGAGCAACUAGGGCGGGGGUGUCCACACACACACGGACUAGGACCAAGCAUCUGAGCCACUAGGGCGGGGGAUCCGCACACAUGAACUAAGACCGAGCCACUAGGGCGGGGGUGUCCGCACACACACAUGGACUAGAACCAACCGUCCGAGCCACUAGGGCGGGGGUGUCCACACACACACGGACUAGGACCAAGUGUUCGAGCAACUAGGGCGGGGGUGUCCACACACACACGGACUAGGACCAAGUGUUCGAGCAACUAGGGCGGGGGUGUCCACACACACACGGACUAGGACCAAGCAUCCGAGCCACUAGGGCGGGGGUGUCCACACACACACGGACUAGGACCAAGCAUCCGAGCCACUAGGGCGGUGGUGUGCGCACACACACGGACUAGGACCGAGUGUCCGAGCCACUAGGGCGAGGUGUCCGCACACACAUGGACUAGGACCAAGCACCUGAGCCACUAGGGCGGUGGUGUCCGCACACUCACGGACUAGGACCGAGUGUCCGAGCCACUAGGGCGGUGGUGUCCACACACACACCGACUAGGACUGAGCAUCCGAGCCACUAGAGCGGGGGUGUCCACACACACGGACUAGAACCGAGCGUUUAAACCACUAGGGAGGGAAGGUGUCUACACACACGGACUAGGACCGAGCUUCUGAGCCACUAGGGCGGGGGAGUCCAUACACACGGACUAGGACCGAGCGUCUAAACCACUAGGGAGUGAAGGUGUCUACACACAAGGACUAGGACCAAUCAUCUGAGCCACUAGGGCGGGGAUCCGCACACACGGACUAGGACCGAGCGUCCGAGCCACUAGGGCGGUGGUAUCCACAUACGCACGGACUAGGACCAAGCAUCCGAGCCACUAGGGCGAGGUGUCCGCACACACACGGACUAAGACCGAGUGUCCGUUCCACUAGGGGGAAAGUGUCCGCACACACACAGACUAGGACCAGGUAUCUGAGCCACUAGGGCGGGUGUGUCCACACACACACGGACUAGGACCAAGCAUCCGAGCCACUAGGGCAAGGUGUCCGCACACACACGAACUAGGACCAAGCAUCCGAGCCACUAGGGCAAGGUGUCCGCACACACACGGACUAAGACCGAGUGUCCGUUCCACUAGAGGGAGAGUGUCCGCACACACACGGACUAGGACCGAGUGUCCGAGCCACUAGGGCGAGGGGGUCCGCACACACACGGACUAGGACCAAGCAUCUGAGCCACUAGGGCGGGGGUGUCUGCACACACACGGACUAAGACCGAGUGUCCGUUCCACUAGGGCAGGGGUGUCCACAUACACACGGACUAGGAACGAGCGUCCGAGCCACUAGGGCGGGGGAUCCGCAUACACACGGACUAAGACCGAGUGUCCGUCCCACUAGGGCGAGGGGAUCCGCACACACACGGACUAAGACUGAGUGUCCGUUCCACUAGGGGGAGCGUGUCCGCACACACACGGACUAGGACCAAGUGUUCGAGCAACUAGGGCGGGGGUGUCCACACACACACGGACUAGGACCAAGUGUUCGAGCAACUAGGGCGGGGGUGUCCACACACACACGGACUAGGACCAAGCAUCCGAGCCACUAGGGCGGGGGUGUCCACACACACACGGACUAGGACCAAGUGUUCGAGCAACUAGGGCGGGGGUGUCCACACACACACGGACUAGGACCAAGCAUCUGAGCCACUAGGGCGGGGGAUCCGCACACAUGAACUAAGACCGAGCCACUAGGGCGGGGGUGUCCGCACACACACACGGACUAGAACCAACCGUCCGAGCCACUAGGGCGGGGGUGUCCACACACACACGGACUAGAACCAAGCGUCCGAGCAACUAGGGCGGGGGUGUCCACACACACACGGACUAGGACCAAGCAUCUGAGCCACUAGGGCGGGGGAUCCGCACACAUGAACUAAGACCGAGCCACUAGGGCGGGGGUGUCCGCACACACACAUGGACUAGAACCAACCGUCCGAGCCACUAGGGCGGGGGUGUCCACACACACACGGACUAGGACCAAGUGUUCGAGCAACUAGGGCGGGGGUGUCCACACACACACGGACUAGGACCAAGUGUUCGAGCAACUAGGGCGGGGGUGUCCACACACACACGGACUAGGACCAAGCAUCCGAGCCACUAGGGCGGGGGUGUCCACACACACACGGACUAGGACCAAGUGUUCGAGCAACUAGGGCGGGGGUGUCCACACACACACGGACUAGGACCAAGCAUCUGAGCCACUAGGGCGGGGGAUCCGCACACAUGAACUAAGACCGAGCCACUAGGGCGGGGGUGUCCGCACACACACACGGACUAGAACCAACCGUCCGAGCCACUAGGGCGGGGGUGUCCACACACACACGGACUAGAACCAAGCGUCCGAGCAACUAGGGCGGGGGUGUCCACACACACACGGACUAGGACCAAGCAUCUGAGCCACUAGGGCGGGGGAUCCGCACACAUGAACUAAGACCGAGCCACUAGGGCGGGGGUGUCCGCACACACACAUGGACUAGAACCAACCGUCCGAGCCACUAGGGCGGGGGUGUCCACACACACACGGACUAGGACCAAGUGUUCGAGCAACUAGGGCGGGGGUGUCCACACACACACGGACUAGGACCAAGUGUUCGAGCAACUAGGGCGGGGGUGUCCACACACACACGGACUAGGACCAAGCAUCCGAGCCACUAGGGCGGGGGUGUCCACACACACACGGACUAGGACCAAGUGUUCGAGCAACUAGGGCGGGGGUGUCCACACACACACGGACUAGGACCAAGCAUCUGAGCCACUAGGGCGGGGGAUCCGCACACAUGAACUAAGACCGAGCCACUAGGGCGGGGGUGUCCGCACACACACACGGACUAGAACCAACCGUCCGAGCCACUAGGGCGGGGGUGUCCACACACACACGGACUAGAACCAAGCGUCCGAGCCACUAGGGCGGGGGUGUCCACACACACACGGACUAGGACCAAGCAUCUGAGUCACUAGGGCGGGGGAUCCGCACACAUGGACUAGGACCGAGCCCCUAGGGCGGGGGUGUCCAAACUACGUUUAUUAAAGAACUUCAUUGCACCUAUCUGACAGGAUCAUUGCUGCACCUUUGUCGCCAUCUUGUGGACAUUGUGACUAAUGCAGGUUAGUGACUAUGAAUUGCACGUGGAAGUGUGCGCAGGAUUUACUGAUACGACCCAAAACAAACAAAGUUAGGACACCCCUGCACUCAGUAAGAAGCUAAAUACAUUUGUAAAAGCAUUAAACAAAACAAAAAGUACAGUAGUACCUCUGUUGUUGUCAGAAAUAUUAGGAGCCUUGCACUCACCACAGUUGUCCUCCUUAGUGACUCCAACAUCAUCUAUCACACACACACACACACACACACACACACACACACACGUAAAAAGGCAGUAGGUGAACUGGAGGUCCUACCCUACACUACAGUCCAGAUUGAGUGUGAAUGUGAAAGACAUGACUGAUGCUUCCCUUCUCCGAGGUCCCAAGUACGAAAGACUAGUAUUUUCUGGCAUUGGUCAGGCAGUCGCUUCUUGUACAUAAAAAAAAAAAAUGGCUUCCUAGUUCCUGUUCCUUUGCUCCUGGGACUGAAGUCACGUGACACAAAUACCUCUCCGACGUCCCUGCCUGGCGCAAACGUGGACCCGGGUGUUGUUGACCCGCGCCGUUUGGAUGAGUUUUUCUUCUCGGAAGACAUCAAACGAGGCUAUCCUUAGUUCUCAGGGACAUGGCUUAAAGGAAACACACAAAAAAAGGAGCAGCAUUUAAAUAAAAUAUUGUAAAUAUUCCAGCGUCGAUUGAGAAAAUUGUAAAAUGAUAAUUAUUUAUGACGAGUGUUUUUUUGUUUUGGUUUGUGUACUUGAACAUUUCUCAGGUGCUCCUGUGGACUUUUCUCUUCUUUUUUUGCUACCUUUUACUAGCUCUGGACUCACAGCGUCUGUCCUCAACCCGACUAUGCAGAAACCCACUUUUGGAAGCGCCAGAGCCAACCACUAGGGAGGGAAAGGGGGAGGGGCCAGAGUCCCAGCAUGCUUUGCAGCUGGGAGAAGGAAAAACAAAAAUGCCUUUCUUGACGCCAUGUCGACGUAUUUCUUUGUCCAAUCAGCCUUCAGUGUCUUGUCCAGACCGUGGGAACUAAUAAGAGGACUUUCGUCAGCCUUUUUAGGUGGAAACGUACUUUUUGGGAACCGUGACUGAGGCGUGUGGCGGCGCUCCAACAGGAAGUCUUUCCGCUUCCUCCCUCUUAUUUUGCCGUCUUCCUGCUUUCCUUCCUUCCUUCUUGGCGUACAAGCGUGUUUGUUUGGCUUUUCUUUUCCAACUCGAGGGAAUUUUGAACGUUUGUGCUACUGAUGACUAAAUAAAAAAAAAAGAUAUUUCCAGUAUUUGUUGCCGCAGAAGUAUCAUAGUUGACAUCUUUUUUUUUUUUUUUUUAUUUGUCCUUUUUUUUUUUUUUGGUGCAAGUUGUUGAGCUACUGUCUAUAAAGCCAGAAUUGAUGACUAUUUAUGUAACGCUACUACCAUUUUAUAUUGAUUUGUGUUGGAACUCAGUCCUUUUCUAUAAAUAAAAGUGUGAAACACGUCA
Nerophis ophidion (straightnose pipefish) is the source of this 10491-nucleotide messenger RNA. It is a transcript of the gene zswim5, whose product is annotated as zinc finger, SWIM-type containing 5. Lineage: Eukaryota; Metazoa; Chordata; Actinopteri; Syngnathiformes; Syngnathidae. The transcript is spliced from 16 exons. Bases 30 to 3515 code for a protein of 1161 amino acids. Gene Ontology annotation, cellular component: Cul2-RING ubiquitin ligase complex. The record is from RefSeq and is a predicted model, not a curated record.